AUGUGUUUGUGGCUUUUGACAGCAUGCAUAAGUUUUCUCCCCACAAGCCCAUCGUCAACUAAUAUUGUAGUAAUACAAGGGGUACCAGCGCCAAUCGUUGUGCCGACUGCAGCCUCUACUAUGGCUCCAACUGUAGCUUCUACAAUGUCAUCAACAUCUACCCCUGCUACAACAAUGGCGUCAUCACCUGCUACAACAAUGGCGUCUUCUGCUGCAUCAACAAUGUCGUCUUCUCCUGCCACCAGUGCUCCUACAACCACUCCUACGCAAGUACCAAAUAAUAGCACGGCAGUAAAAUUUCCCCGAGAUAAAAGAAGCGCAGAUUUGACAGGUUUCUUUAAAAGUACUGAUUCUAAGCAUGCAGGUCACACAAUUAAAAAAAGAGAAAGCUGUAAGUGUGUAUCAACUGGUACCUGCAUCCGGCCUGGAACUGGAAUAGACAUAAGAAUAGUCACUCCGGAUACCAAUGUAAGCCAAUGCCCUGCUGGGCAAGAAUACUGUUGUACUGAUCCAACAACGCAGCUAACAUGUGGCACGCUGCAAACAGUCCCAGAAGUUAACGCUACUGCAUCAGCUGGACAAGCUAAUUAUGGCGAAUUCCCAUGGCAGGCUCUUGUAUUAACGAAGCAAAAUAACUAUUUAGCAGGAGGUGUUCUAAUCGAUCGGUUCAACGUCUUGACAGUUACGCACAGGCUCGUAAAAUAUGUGAUUUUAGACAAUGCUCCAGACGUAAAAGUGCGGCUUGGUGAAUGGGACGCUGAAGGGAGCUACGAACCUAUUCCCUUCAAAGAGUUUAAUGUGUCGAAGGUGUUUACUCACCCCUUGUACAACGAAAGCUCCCUUCAAUUCGACAUCACAGUGCUUCGCCUGGAAAGCCCUGUGCCACUACCUCCAGCUAAAGAUUCUGUAUCUACGAUCAAUACAGCAUGCCUGCCUCCAACAAUGAAUAGUAGCUAUGUUGGUCAAAGGUGUAUGGUAGCAGGAUGGGGCAAGAACAUGUUUGGUGUGCAAGGCAUGUAUCAGCAAAUACUUAAAAAGGUGGAUGUGCCUAUCGUCGCCUCUGCCACAUGCCAGACGCAACUACGAACUGCCCGGCUCGGUGCCAAUUUUGUGCUGGACACGACCUCUUUCAUCUGUGCUGGUGAUCAGGCUAACAAGGAUUCUUGUACGGGGGACGGAGGUUCAGGAUUGGUGUGCCAAGUGAACGGGCAGUGGGUGGUGGUGGGCCUGGUGGCGUGGGGCCUGGGCUGCGCCAGCGCAAACGUGCCCGGCGUCUACGCCAACGUCGCCGGCCUGUUGCCAUGGAUACAACAACAAAUAGAUGCUGCGUGACUUCUUUUGAACAAACUACUAUGAGUGCUCAGUAGCACUUUUGAAACUGUCAAAAGCAACUGUUUGUCAGUACAAAGUGAUUGAAAUCAAAAUUAAAUAAAAAAA
This is a messenger RNA of Ostrinia furnacalis (Asian corn borer), 1437 nucleotides long. RefSeq names its product phenoloxidase-activating factor 2-like. Bases 1 to 1332 code for a protein of 443 amino acids. The transcript is spliced from 6 exons. Gene Ontology annotation, molecular function: serine-type endopeptidase activity. Gene Ontology annotation, biological process: proteolysis. The record is from RefSeq and is a predicted model, not a curated record. Lineage: Eukaryota; Metazoa; Arthropoda; Insecta; Lepidoptera; Crambidae.